This is a messenger RNA of Eimeria mitis, 285 nucleotides long. RefSeq lists its product as uncharacterized. The record is from RefSeq and is a predicted model, not a curated record. Lineage: Eukaryota; Apicomplexa; Conoidasida; Eucoccidiorida; Eimeriidae.
AUGGGGCUGGGACGCCUACGAACUGUGCGCCCUUCGGCCAGCACGCGGGUUGGUUUGAUUGUUGGGCAAUGGGGCUGGGACGCCUACGAACUGUGCGCCCUUCCGACGACGCGCAGCGAAGCUGACGCUCCGGCUUUGCAGGAGCAAAUGUCAGCGGAGGUGCUUGUGUUUGGAACUCGAGGUGGGACGAAGCGGUCUUGCGCGGGUAGCAUAUGGUGCCUCGAUUGUUACAGAAGGUCGGUUGUGUCCGAGUCUGUGUGGCUUUGUAUUCUCAUGUUUUCCUGA